Messenger RNA from Homarus americanus (American lobster), 2722 nucleotides. Its product is annotated as UTP--glucose-1-phosphate uridylyltransferase-like. Bases 125 to 1651 code for a protein of 508 amino acids. The transcript has 12 exons. NCBI's taxonomy places the organism in Eukaryota, Metazoa, Arthropoda, Malacostraca, Decapoda, Nephropidae. The record is from RefSeq and is a predicted model, not a curated record. Gene Ontology annotation, molecular function: UTP:glucose-1-phosphate uridylyltransferase activity. Gene Ontology annotation, biological process: glycogen metabolic process; UDP-alpha-D-glucose metabolic process. Gene Ontology annotation, cellular component: cytoplasm.
CAAUAAAGGAGUGGAGAGUGCGGGGUGGUGGCAGCAGUGUCAUCAGCUGGCCGUUGUGGACGUGGAGUUGUACUACACCGCAACUGUGGAGGGUGUGACGUGAAGACGACGCUCCAAAUUCAACAUGACAACCACAACACAGAAACGUCAGGUGUUUGGGCACCAGCGCUCCCCAUCCAUGGAGUUUAAGGAGCUAACGAAAAAGGAUGCACAAGUCCAGUUGGCUCAGGAGCUGCAGAAGCUGCUUGUCACCUGUCCACAGUCUUUUAAAGAAGCAACACAAAAGGAGUUUGAAGGCUUUGAAAAACUCUUUGGACGUUUCAUCAAUGAAUCUGGGCCCUCAGUAGAAUGGGAUAAAAUUAAGAAACUUCCAGAGGGAGCUGUGUGGAAGUACUCUGACCUAAGUUCUCCAGAUGCUGCAGAUGUUAAGAAUAUGCUCAACAAGUUGGUAGUUGUAAAGCUCAAUGGUGGCCUUGGAACUUCUAUGGGUUGCCAAGGACCCAAGUCAAUUAUCCCUGUUCGUUCUGAGCUGACCUUCCUUGAUCUUACCGUUCAGCAGAUAGAGCAUUUAAACAAGACUUAUGGCUGUAAUGUCCCUCUAGUGCUGAUGAAUUCCUUCAAUACUGAUGAUGAUACCCAGAAAGUCAUUCGCAAAUACCAAGGAUUCCAGGUAAAGACCCACACCUUCAACCAGUCAAGGUAUCCACGUAUCAAUAAGGAAUCUUUAAUGCCAAUAGCAAAGACGUCUGGUGUAGAAGCUGACCUUGAAGCGUGGUACCCACCAGGUCACGGUGACUUCUAUGAGUCUUUCAAAAACUCAGGGCUUAUGCAGAAAUUUAUUGAACAGGGUAAGGAAUAUGUGUUUAUCAGUAACAUUGACAACUUGGGUGCUACUGUUGAUCUUGGCAUCAUAAACUUCUUGUUGGGUGGUGAGAAUAGUGGCAAGUGUGAGUUCCUGAUGGAAGUUACAGACAAGACAAGAGCUGAUGUUAAGGGUGGUACAUUGAUUCAGUAUGAAGAAAAGUUAAGAUUGCUUGAGAUUGCUCAGGUACCUAAGGAACAUGUGGAUGAUUUCAAGUCAGUCAAGACAUUCAAGAUUUUCAACACCAACAAUUUGUGGAUCAAACUAGAAGCUGUGAAUCACAUCCUUGAAGAGGAGACAAUGGACAUGGAAGUGAUCAUCAACAACAAACACCUGGAUACUGGCCAUAACAUCAUUCAGCUGGAGCAAGCUGUUGGUGGUGCAAUCAAGAGCUUCAACGGUGCAUUAGGUAUCAAUGUUCCUCGUUCCCGGUUCUUGCCUGUGAAGAAGACUGAUGAUUUAUUGCUGGUGAUGAGCAACCUUUACAGGCUUCAGCAAGGCACAUUGGCAAUGUCUCCUCUUCGCAUGUUUGAAACUACUCCUCUUGUCAAGUUGGGACCCAACCACUUUGGCAGAGUCAAGGAGUUCCUAAGAAGAUUUGCUUCAAUCCCAGACAUGUUGGAGUUGGAUCACUUGACUGUAUCAGGUGAUGUUACAUUUGGCAAAGGAGUCAGCCUAAAAGGGACAGUCAUUAUUAUUGCCAAUCAUGGUGACCGUAUUGAUAUCCCACCGGGCGCCAUCUUGGAGAAUAAAAUUGUUUCUGGAAAUCUUCGCAUUCUGGAUCAUUAGACAGUGUAGUUAGAACGUUGUAUUGUCAAUUAUUUUAAUUGUAUGUUUUUUGAAGUUGUAAAUUCUAAUUCAUAAAUUAAAUAUUUCACUUAUGUUUUUUAGUAUUUUCCAGAUAUUUUGUAAAAACUCCAGCACAAACUUCGGUAAUGAUUGCAUUGUAAUCAUAGACAAAACCAGACCCCCAUAAGUCUUGUGGAUUGCUUUGUCUGUCAGAGAGGUAUGUUAAACUUGAGUAAAUGUAUCACUUUUGAUAUUAGUUACAAACAUGGAUCAUUCGCUGUACAGCAUUUUCCAUAAAGGGAACAAAUCUCUAUUGGGUCAUUUAUAGCACUUUUUACUGUUCGUGCAUUUCAUAUCUUACUCAUUUGAUUUCUCUAGUCCUGUUUAUGGCAAACAGGUUGAGGUUCAAGUAAUGAGGUAAGAAGAUGUUUGUUUUGAUUGGUGAGACUGCACUACAUUGGGUAAUAUGAAACAAUUUAUUGUAAUGAAAUUUGAGUCAUGUUUUAUAGAUUUAUGUCAGAAUUUGAGGCAUGAUUAGGAGAGGAAAUUUAAAAGAUCUGAGGAUGUAUACUGUAUACAGUACCUGGGAAAUAGUUUUCAGUAAGAAUUAAAGGGAAAAUGAAUGUCAAGAGAUAGUUCAUAAAUUCAAAUUAUUCAGAUGGUCUUCAAGAGUAACUAGUAUAUUUACAGUAGAGUACAAUACAAUGUGAACUACUGGUGUGUAUCUUUCAUUGAUAAAAGUAAUAUUGAAAUUCAGUUUUCCUGAAAUUGUAUGCAUUUCAGUAAAAUUAAACUUUACCAAGAAAAAUAUGUUUGGUUAUUAGUGGAAUUUUUAGGUCAAAAUAAUCAAAACUCAUAUUGAUGGUCUCUGAAAUUUCACUCUGGCUUUAAGGGCAAUACAACACAAAUAUUUCUUUCUAUAAAGAAUAAUUUAGUGCCAAAUUUACCAAGCUUCCUCUUCAGUGUAAACAUUCUGAAGUUAAUGAAAGUUCCAUUUCAAGAAUCAAAAUCUAUUGUAGUUGUAUCUGAUGUGUACAUACUCCAAAACUAUUAAAAUUAUAAGAUUAUUUA